Molecule: messenger RNA, 2163 nt
Organism: Ectocarpus siliculosus
Lineage: Eukaryota; Phaeophyceae; Ectocarpales; Ectocarpaceae
Source: the annotation of a GenBank genome assembly
AUGGGUGAUGCAGCAAGCGACGCUCAAGAGAGAGGCCUCGCCGCGUUGGAGAGGGCCAGGGCGCUAGACAAGGCUGGCAAGAUCCAGGAAGCUGCCGUUCUAUACAAGGAACACGUCGCCUGCUUUAAGACGGCCAUGAGAGCACCGAACCUGUCCGGUGGGAUGCGUAAGCUCCUGUCGGACAGCAUCGAGGAGUGGCAGAAGAGGGUCGCACAGAUUGAACCUCAGCAGCAGGGUGGGGUGGGGGGGAUGCCGGACUACUUCGCAGACCUUCCUGAGGCACCGACAACCAAGCCCGUCUCGCGCCCCUCUUCACGGGCAGGAGCAUCGAGAGGUGCCACUAGCGCAGCAGGAGCGUCGUCAAGCGGCGGACACGCGAAGGCGGAAGAAGAUGAGAAGAAAGGGAACAGCGCGCUAACCACCGCGAUGGACUUACAUGAGCGAGGACGGAGGACAUCGUGGGCACAAGCUGGGGAAAAGGAUAAGGCGUUGGCUGCAUACACCCAGGCGGCAGAGUGCUAUUUUGCGGCGUUGGCGGCGCUAAAGCAGCAGGCUGGGGCGAGAGGCGGCGAGGAGACCAGCGCGAAGGACAUCGAGGCGAGACUGACAACCAAACUGAAAGAUGCGAUGUCGAGGGCAGAGGAUAUCAAGGGGGUCGUGAAGGCUACGCCAGCCACCCCGACGCAGCAGCAGCAGCCGAGGAAGUCCGUCGGCCACCCGAGAUCACCAGCGAGACCCUCCCAAGGUGAACUGUCGUCGGAGGAAGUGAUGGUUCUCAGGGACAGCUCCACGAUCAACGGGAAGCUCUUCCUACCUUGGAUUGAGCAGGACCUUCAGGAAACGUUCGCCUUCAACAAGCCUUGGACGGAUCCAGACGGCCUCCUAUCCCUGUCAGAACCCCAGCGGGAAAAACUAGUAGGGUGGAGCCGGCCGUCGCAAGUGAUGCCGGGAGAGCCCCGCAUGAUCAACAACGUAAACCCUUACAGCAUCAAGCAGGACCUCAUCACCGACUGCAGCUUCGUGGCGUCUCUGUGCAUUGCUUCCGCAUUCGAGCGACGCUUUCACAAGCAACUCAUCACCGGCAUCAUUUACCCACAGGACGCACGCCGGAUGCCGGUGUAUAACCCUGCGGGCAAGUACCUCGUGAAGCUCACCGUGAACGGGGUCUCUAGGAAGGUUGUCGUGGAUGACCUGCUUCCUACGGGUGGCAAGGGUCGGCUCUUGUGCUCUGCCUCGGCGGACAAGUCGGAGCUGUGGGUCAGCAUCAUAGAGAAGGCGUAUCUCAAGGUAAACGGCGGCUACGACUUUCCUGGAAGCAACUCCGGUAUCGACCUCUUCGCGCUGACCGGAUGGCUACCGGAACAGAUUUUGUUCGAGGAGCAUCGGCCACCAAAAGGACACACAUCAGCACGACGUGCGCAGCCGCUGGACAAUUACGAGACCGCUGAACGCGUGUGGCAAAGGCUCCUCUCGGCGCACAGAUUCGGCGACUGUCUCAUCACCGUCGCGACAAGUGCGGACCUAUAUUGGUUGCGGAUGCACGACAAGCAGAUCUUGAUUUUCGCGUGCAAAGGAUGCGUAUUGGUGUUGUUAUAUGUCUUGCCCUCAAGUCGCUGCUGUUGGGCGUCACGUUUUGACGUUCCCGGUGUUGUUUUAGGGUGAGGUCAUUGUCGGAAGAUAAUAGCCUCAUUGUCGGAGAUUACAUCAUCGCCGACAUGGAAGUCAAAUAUCACUGGAGGCGUUACGGUUACCGAUGCUGUCCUUCGGAUAUCGUUCAUUGUAUCGCCUGUUCCGCGCUGUCGGUACUGGACAGCCUUCCGUCAUGUGAUCGUCCGUGACACCAAGAAAGUGUUGCGGGGCGAUACGCGUUCCAUGCCUGCGUAGCAAGUCAGGACAAGAACACGGACAUGCUCAGACAGUGAUUGCCACCUGUUGUAUGACGUAUUUGUGGUAUUGUUGCCCCCUUCGGCCAUCACGAUUUCACUGUAACGUAUGACAUGACACCGAUCUUGAUAUUCGAUUUGUCUAUUGAGACGACCUGAGACGGGUUUGGGACCGCCAUGCUAUUUGUGUAGUGUACACCUUAUUUCAUUACAAAAUGUCCUGCCUCAGUCUGUGUCAUGGUUGUAUUGUUUCUGUUUUCACUAAGCCUGUUUUUUUUUC